AUGUCACCCGAUUUCAGCAGCAUCGUUCGUUCGCAUUCAUUUACCUUUCUUGUCGGACCAGAACAUACAAAGCUCUCGAUUCAGUCGGCACUUGCCCAGCAUGUAUCGAAGCCGCUGCAUAAUCUCAUGAAUAAUGGACACACUCGAGAAUCCAAGCACCGUAUCGCAGUUCUGGAGGAUGAAGAUGUUGAGACCUUUGUUGCCUUUUGUGAAUAUGCAUACACUGGUGACUACAAGGUACCACGGGAGGAGAGGAUAAUUACUGGUGUCAUCGAGAGUGCCGGCAGUGUGAGUUCUUGGAAAAAUACCUGUCGUUCGGACUCAGUCUCCUCUGCUGUACCUCCACCAGCUCCAACGCCACCAGUUGGGACUGUUGUUGAGCCGGUAAACCAUGCACCCGAGCCUGCCCCAGUGGCCGAAGAGGCAGAAGAUGAAGAUGAGAAAGAAGUAAAGAAUACUCCACAAUCAGAGCAUGGAGAUGGAGAAAUCGAAGAAUUCCAUCCAGUCGAAAACCUGCAAGAAGAUGAACCAUGCCAGUCAAGCAUAUGGGACUGGACAACUCCAACAUCUAGAAAGGAAAAAAAAUGGAAGAAAGAUAGGAGAGCACCUCAGCUUGAGCCGAUGGAGGAGUCUGUACCAACAGAGGAGCCUGCCAAUCUCACACCACCAUCAACCCCUCCCCCGGAAGCCCACCCAGAAGAGACUGUUGAAGUAAACACUUUCGCUUUGGAAGAACAUGCAGAGACCGAGCAAGGAACAGAAAAGGAGGUGCAAGCUGAAGAUGAGCCUGUAGCGGAAGGACAAGAGGAAGCUGAAGAUGAGCCUGUAGCAGAAGGACAAGAGGAAGCUGAAGAUGAGCCUGUAGCAGAAGGACAAGAGGAAGCUGAAGAUGAGCCUGUAGCAGAAGGACAAGAGGAAGCUGAAGCUGGAGCGGAAUCUCAAGACGAAGAACAAAAGGAAUUGCCAAAGCCUACCAUCGACAUGUCCUUUGCCAAACAAUCCGAUUCUUCCCCUCGCACACCAGGACUGAGUCUGUGGGAUGAAUUCAUUUCACUCCAAUACAAUGACGAGAACACACAGACCCCCUUCGACACUGCAGCUGAUGACUAUCCCUACCUAACGUUUCACGCCAAAUUAUAUGUCUUUGCCACGCGCUACCUCAUUCCUGCCUUGGCGCAGCUCUGCCUACGAAAACUGCAUCACGACUUGCAGCACAUCUCAUUCGAGGGUGCAGACGAAGAAACAGAGGAGGCAGAGCUGGUAGAAUCACGGCCGGAUCUCCAUAGUGAUUUGGCUUCACGACAUGCCUCGAUGGUACUGGAAUUGCUGCGGUACACUUAUAACAAGACGACCAGACUGGAGCCGAUUUCGCCUACAUCGGCAACUCAGCUUCGUGAAAACGAGCUUCGUCGAUUGGUGACUCAUUAUGCAGCAUGCAAAGUGAAGGAUCUAGCAGGACAUCAAGAUAGCGGAGAUGCCACACCGUUUAAUCGGGAUCUUAAGCGGGCCGAUGCCGGGCCGAAAAGCCUCCGAGAACUAUUAGAUCAAAUACCAGAGUUGGCAUCAGAUCUAGUCUACCGCAUGAUGUGA
Penicillium taxi is the source of this 1590-nucleotide messenger RNA. RefSeq lists its product as uncharacterized. NCBI's taxonomy places the organism in Eukaryota, Fungi, Ascomycota, Eurotiomycetes, Eurotiales, Aspergillaceae. Bases 1 to 1590 code for a protein of 529 amino acids. The record is from RefSeq and is a predicted model, not a curated record. The transcript is spliced from 2 exons.